AUGAAGUCCGAUAUCUGCGCGACAUGCGGCGAGAUCAGGACUGUGGAGGGAGCCAGGUUCGAGCACGUGCGCAUAGGCCUCGACGAGCCCCCAGAGCUGGUCUUGUCCCCCACCAGCUGCUCUACGGCACGAAGCUACGCCAACCCUGGGACCUCCUCGCGGUCAAUGACUGGCGAGAUUUUUCGGCUUGUCCAUGAUGACCAAGCCCACCAGGGUUUCGAUGCCUGUUGGCAGAAGCUCAACGGUAUCACCUUCUACAAAGGAGCUAAGCUACUUAAGCAGUACAUCACCCACUGCCCUGUGUGCCUCGAGAACAAGACUCGCCGCCAUAAGCCUUAUGGCUCCCCUCAGCCAAUCCUAUCCCCCCCAGUUCCUUUCCAUACACUCACGUUGGAUUGGGUGGUCGGCCUACCAACCACAGCCGAGGGAUAUGACUGCGCAUUGGUUAUGGUAUGUAAGUUCACCAAGCUAUCAGCAGCGUUACCUGGCCAGACAGAUUGGACCGGCCAACAGUGGGCUAAACUCGCGCUGGCUUACUGGAUGUCGGCAAACUGGGGCAUUCCGUCAGUCAUGACCUCAGCUCUUCCCUUCCUGCAGCUUGACUCGAUUCGAUCUGUUAUCCCAGUAAUCAACGCAGUUCUGCUUGACUUGGUUCGAUCUGAUAUCCCAGUGAUCAACGCAGUUCUGUCUCCUAGUGUUGAGGCAACGUUAUUGAGAUCCACCAUGCCCAUUCUCAAUAAUGACGUUGUGCUUCUUAUUGAAGAUCACCUCUGCUACCAACCAGAUAAGUUCAGCAUGAUGUGUGUGUGCCGACAAUGGUACGCUCUGCUUUUACCCCGACUCUUCGCGAGGCGCAUAUGGAUGAACUCCAAUAUCGGGGCUGCAUUCCGGAAUCUGGAUGUGCGGUUGGAUUUGGAUUACGGGGUGCCAGAGCCGAAAUAUGAUGUGAGGAUUGUGAAGGAGGCCGUCGAGCGAGCUUGUGAUUCACAUGAGCGAGCCGCAGAGGGAAUCGCCGUCGAUCUGGAUGACUCCCUUGUAGCAUCCGGGUCCGGGCUUGAGUACGAAGCCACCCUCGAACUGAUUCUUGUCCAUGCCCAAGGUUCUGCUCAGGUCCAAGCACACACCCAUGACUAUGACCUCGGACUGUAA
This is a messenger RNA of Penicillium pulvis, 1149 nucleotides long. RefSeq lists its product as uncharacterized. Bases 1 to 1149 code for a protein of 382 amino acids. The transcript is spliced from 5 exons. The record is from RefSeq and is a predicted model, not a curated record. NCBI's taxonomy places the organism in Eukaryota, Fungi, Ascomycota, Eurotiomycetes, Eurotiales, Aspergillaceae.